This is a messenger RNA of Cucumis melo (muskmelon), 1335 nucleotides long. RefSeq lists its product as uncharacterized. The coding region runs from base 1 to 1335 and encodes 444 amino acids. Lineage: Eukaryota; Viridiplantae; Streptophyta; Magnoliopsida; Cucurbitales; Cucurbitaceae. The record is from RefSeq and is a predicted model, not a curated record. The transcript is spliced from 4 exons.
AUGUUAAAAUUACCAAAAGAUAUUGAUGGUGCAAGAGCAAAUCACAAACUUUACAGAAGUAUAAUUGGUAGUUUGGUCUCUUUACCUGCCAGUCGACUUGACAUAGCUUAUGCUGUUGGGAUAUGUGCUCGUUAUCAGGCUGGCCCUCGAACAUCACAUUUAGAAGCUGUUAAACGAAUCCUCAAAUAUGUUCAUGGGAAAAGUGAUUUUGGAAUUCUGUAUUCCUAUGACACGACAUCUAUUUUGGUUGGAUAUUGUGAUGCUGAUUGGGCAGGUUCCUCUGAUGAUAAGAAAAGCACAUCUGGAGAUGAUCUGGAUGAUGUACCUUUGGCUUGUUUGUUGAAGAAGACCAUUUUCCCUGAGGUUACUGGUGAAAUGCCUGCGGCUCCUUCCAUGUCUGUUCAUUCUCAGGAAAGCUCGUCGAUUGAAGAAGUGUUUGUUCCUACUCCUUGUAUUCCUCUAGCUUCUAAUGUUCAACCUGGACUGUUAGUUCAUUUCCCUUCUUCUGCGUCACUUCCCUUUGAAUCGAAUGUUGCCUAUGCAUCUGUUCCUGAUAAUGUUCCUGGUGAUGUUUCUGCUGCACCUGAAGGAAGCACUGAUGUUCGAAGUGAUGAGAAUGAGGUGGACCCUCCAAAUCCUGACAUGUGCUUUGAAGAUGUUCCUACCCAUGCUGAUGAUAAUCCUGCUGUUCCAUCUGGUUCUCCUGAAAUCCCCGUUGCACCAAAGCCAGAAAAUGUUCAGCAUUGGAAGUUCGUGGUUCAGCAGAGGAUAGCAGAUGAGCUUAUCAAGGAGUUUAUAGUCAAUUUGCCUGAUGAAUUCAAUGAUCCAAGUAGCCCGAAUUAUCAGACGGUUCAUAUUAGAGGUUUCAAAUUUGUAAUUUCUCCUGCUGUGAUUAAUGGUUUUCUAGGAAAUGUUGUUGAUAUUGAUUGUUCUUCAUCGUCUCCUUCCACUGAUGUUCUAGCUUCUGUAUUAUCUGGUGGGACUCUGUCUGCAUGGCAUGUCAAUGGAAUUCCUGCAGUCUCUCUUAGCAUCAAAUAUGCCAUCUUGCAUAAGAUUGGUAUUGCUAAUUGGUUCCCAUCCUCCCAUUCCUCCAGUGUAUCUGCUGCCUUAGGAACUUUUUUGUAUCAAAUCUGUAAUGACAAUAAGGUGGAUACAGAUGCUUUUAUGUAUAAUCAGCUGUUAAGGCAUGUUGGUUCGUUUGGGAUCAAGAUUCCAAUCGCUCUUCCGCGAUUUUUCUCCAGUCUGCUACUUCACUUGAAUGGUGCUAUGACAAUUGCAUCUGAUUCUCCUGGACCUGAUCCCGAAACAUUAUCACUUAGUUAUAGACGCCUUUAG